AUGUCUAUCAAUUUGCAACAAGAGAUUCAAAAAUCAAAAGACUAUGUCAAUUCGAUAAAGGACACCAAGCGCAAUCUGAUCUUUGUUCAUAUACCCAAGACUGCUGGAAGCACCAUUGAAGAUGUGGGCGCAAAACAAGCCAAGCUGUCGUGGGGUUCGUGUCGUUUCAAUCAUCGACCCAAACGUGCCUUGUGCAAAAAACCAAUAAUGCUGUAUCCCAACGAAUUUGAAUGGCCAAUGAAGGUGGGCUAUUGGCAUAUACCACCCUACUAUUUUCCGCUCAUGGGAAGCAAUCCCUACAAGAACGUCGAUCUCUUUGCGAUUAUCCGAGAUCCAUUUGAAAGGCUCCUGUCGGAAUUCUACUAUGUAUGUCGAAAAAAGCUGAAACCUCAGUAUUGGGAUAUCAUCGAUUGCAAUCGUACUCGAGUUCAUGAGCCUGAAUAUCUCAAUUAUUGGUUACGGCGAGAAAUCAACAACAGUAAACCUUCUCUUCAAGUGACGGCGAGUGAUUUGCUCUUUCGUAAUGGACACUACACGCCACAGUAUGACUUUAUUGUGUCAUCACCAGAUCAAGUGAGAAUGGUAGACUACGUUAUGCAUAUGAAGAAUCUAAAUGAUGAGUUUCAGCCGUUAAUGGAUGCGUAUGGUAUCAAUGCGGCAAUGCCUCCUCGAAAGGCAAAUGUCGCUCAUGAGGAACGAGACUUGUCUGCUGAUCACCUGGAGGAUGCUACCAAUGCAUUGAUAAAUGAUCGGUAUGGAAAAGAUUUCGAGCUAAUGAAAGCUCAGCGGAAGGAAACGUCAUGA
This is a messenger RNA of Cylindrotheca closterium, 804 nucleotides long. NCBI's taxonomy places the organism in Eukaryota, Bacillariophyta, Bacillariophyceae, Bacillariales, Bacillariaceae. The record is from the annotation of a GenBank genome assembly.